Molecule: messenger RNA, 5152 nt
Organism: Platichthys flesus (European flounder)
Lineage: Eukaryota; Metazoa; Chordata; Actinopteri; Pleuronectiformes; Pleuronectidae
Product: mucin-2
Exons: 4
Coding region: 1214-4378 (1054 amino acids)
Biological process (GO): inhibitory postsynaptic potential
Cellular component (GO): postsynaptic density
Source: RefSeq, a predicted model, not a curated record
CAGCUAUAGGUAGGCACAGUGGAGCGCAGCGCUCUGAGGGAUGGAUAAAAAGGUUCCCACGUGAAAGGCAUGAAUCCACGGAAGAGGAGGAGGGCGAGAUAGGAGAGAGAGAAAAAAAAAAAACAGACACAACCAGAGAGGAGAAGAGGAAGGGGUGAGGAGGAGAGGAAGGGGGAGACCAGAGAGGACCAGAUGGACUCCACACAGAGGAGAGGAAGCGGUGCAAAGCUCACCGAGCGGCAGUGACAGAGAGGUGGGAAUAAGAGAGCACGUGAACGUCACAGAGGGAUGGAAUAAUGGGAGGAGGAGAUGUGAAAGAGCAGCGAAGAAGAGGAGCGAGCGUUUGUGGGAGAAAGAGACAACACAGAGAGGAAACAGGAAGAGAGAGAGACGUGCCAUCUUCAGGAGCUCACUGUGUCUUCAGUCAUGAUAGAAUGAGUCACUGACAGAAGACUUCAGAAAGAAAGAAACAGAAGGAAAGUGAUAAAAUCUAAAGGAACGGAAGGAGGACAAAAAAAGGUACAAGAGACAGGCCAUAUGGGGAAUCAGGCAGCCCCAUCACAAACUUUGGCCAUCCAAUCUCCUGAGGGCCCAAGAGACCAAGCAAGAAGACAAGGAAGUGCAACCAAUUAGACAAGCUGAUGUGAUGGACACAGAAAGGAUGGACAGGUUGCGUUCCUUGUCUCCAUGCUUAUUUGCAAGUAACUUCUUUGGCCUAGUCAAGGGUUCACCUCCCUGCAAAGUUAAAGAAAAAUGGGAAUAAGAAGUGCACAGCUUCAGAGGACAUGGAACACUAUGGACACUUCUAAUGUGCUGAUUUGAAUGAAUAUUUGAUGCUGCAUAUAUUUAUUUUUGGAUGAGUUGAAGAGCAAAGGCCUAUACAGGUCUUUGUAUUAUCAUUUAUCACAGAGAUCUAUACUCAUUUUUUACUUGAUAUUACUACAAUGUGAACUGUGAAUAAGGAUAUCCAUCCUUUCUCGAGGACAAUCUGAGUUGCAAAAUAAUGUAUGGUGUAAGGAUCGGAGAUAACCUGAGCAGCUGCAUACAGGCCUAUUAAGAGACAUGGAACUGAAACUCAGUCAAUCAAUUGCACAGAUCUCUCAAUGUUAUAAUAAACAUAUAUUAAAGGAGAGGUCACUUUCCUUGUUGAUGCACUACCACAGCUAGGUUUCCACAAAAUCAAACAACCUGCAGAGCCUGUGGAUGUUGAGAAAUGGUGAGCAAAGAGCCAAACCACCUGCUUAGAGCCCAAACCAACGGCAAGAGCACCUUGGCCGACAAGCUGCCUGGGACGAUGACUGUGCGCUCUGUUCUGCUCAAUCGAGAUUCCCCGGAUAUUGAGAGCCGCCUAAAGCGGCGUCGCAGCCGUACCCACCAGGUCCGCUUCAAAGACCUGGAGGAUGGCAGCAGCAGCAGCGGCAACAGUGGAACAGGUGAAAACAAUAGCCAUCCGAAACCUGCCGCAGACUGUGCGAGCCCACAUCCUCUUCGUAAACACAGCAGCAGAUCCCCGCAGCCAUGGAGCGACAGGGACGGGCCACGGACCGGUGGCCUACUUGGCCAGACCUCUGUGGUUGGGGCCGUGCGUGGGGACAUGGCAAGUACUAUAGAAGUAGUGGCGGCUUUUUUAGCCAGGGCCCCUCCUCAUCCACUGACACCGGGUCCUACACGUCGAUGUUGGGCUCCACCACAGACUAACUCAUUAACCUUGCCAAUGACUCGCAAGCCCAGUACGAGCACCAGCACAGCCAUCCAGACCUCCCCAUGCCUGAAAAAGCCACAGUCCCUCUCUUCCACCACCACACGUAGCCACAGUCUCGGGGACUCGGUUGGCGUAGAUGGGGAUGACGAACAUGACUCUCAAGAUGAGUAUCUUUCGCACAACCAUGUGCCUGGGUCCAGGGACCUGAAUGGUCCUCCUGGGCCUGGUGAUCGAACUGUUGUGGAACGGAGGUCGAAAGCCUCCAGGAUCGACAUUAAAUCAGCUGUUAGUGUGGUUAAAAACUCAAGGCACAGCUGUCCCCCUUCAGUUCUACACAGCAUUGAGCCAUGUCACUGUUCCUCUGUGUCCCUCCGCGAUGGCCCCAAGCGGCAAGGAAGCAGCACUCCGUCAGUGGUCAGGAGGAGAAAGCGGCUCAGUAGGACAACAAGUGAUCCUGGAAAGGAGGUGCACUACUGCACCAUUCCUACUCAAACUGAAAGCCCUAGACGAUCUCCGUCCCUUUCCAAUACCAAACUCUGCACCACUCAAGUUCAAACUGAGAGCCCUCCCUCACCUCAAAAAUCUAAGUAUUCCACCGCCCAAAGUCAAACUGAGAGUCAGCAUAAGUCUCCACCUUUGAGUGACAAACAAUGCACAAACCAAAAUCAAAUUAGCAACACUUGUCUGGCCCUACCUCCCAAUGUGGAGUUGUGUACCACUCAAAUACAAACAGACUCUCCCUGUCACUCUCCUGCAAAUAAUCAGCCCUCCGCCACCCAGACACAAACUCGCAGCUUUUGUGCUUCCCCUCCUCCGACAGUAUCACCCAGCUCGGUGCAAAUUCAAUCUGUGAGUCCUGUAUCCCCAACUGUAACUCAAGACCCUCCCAAAACCCAAAUAACUACUGUGCCUUACUCUACCUCUCCCCUACCUACAAGUGCACCAACACAGACUCCUGAACACCAGGCCAUGGCACCAUGCUCCUCUCCAGCCAAGCCAGUUUGCACGACCCCAUCUCUGCCAAUAGCACUUUCCAUUCCAAGUUUCAAUUCCGACCCGACUAUUAUCCUAAACCCAAUCCCUUAUCAUACAUUCGAUUCAACACCAACAACCCCUAGCACUGCUAAUGUAAGCUCCAGUCCUUCUUGGACUGCUCCACCAUGCCUCACUCAAAAGUGCACCUCUCCUGUCCCAAUAGUUUCAGAUUCUCCCUUAACCACUCCUCCAUACGUAACACAUCAAGCACCACUCAAGUCAUCAACCACAACAACCCCUACUAAUCUAACACCCUGUACGUUUGUAACCCAAACUGCUUUGUCUUGCACCUCCAUAUCAUAUUACACUACCACACAUCCAGGUGGUCCCCACGCCCCUCGCCCAAAUUCUACAUCCCCUUCUUAUGCGACUCUCAUACAAACUGUAUCUCAUUGCAAUAUACCAUGUCAAGCUCUGCAAAAUGCCUCCUCCAUCAACAUAGGCAUAACCCCUUACUCCUCUCCUGUCCCCAACCUUAAAUCAUGCACUUCUCCGCCUUCACUUGUAAAAACGUAUGCGUCCACUCUUCCAAAUGCGCAACCAGGUGCAACACCAACUAAAACUGUUCCUCUGUACUCUUCCACUUUUCGUGCUGCACCACCGUACACCCCCCCCUCUCAGGCCCCCAACAAUGCUCAGGAUAAAAGGGGCAUUCGACUUCCCCCUCCUCCCCCACCACCUCCACCCUACACGCCUCGUAAGAAGGGAAAUGAUCCGCCAGGUCCUGGAAUCCGAACACCCAUGCUCAGGGCAGACAGCAAGGCCAAUGUGAAAGAUAAAGACGGUGGGAAGGAGAAAAAGGAGGAGAAAAAAUGUACAGACUCACCCAAGCUCUGCGAGCGAGCCAGCUCUCUGAAGCAUAGAGCUCAAACCCCGCCAGUUGCUGCGAUGAAGGGAGAGAAGCAGUCCUCCUCAUCCUCUCCUGCCAAGGCCUGUUUUAAGCCCAGCUGUCUCAGCUCAGCCCAGGCUCAGCUUGGGGUCCUACACAAAAUGCUCUGCUCAGGAGCCAACGUAAGGCCCAGCACUCCCAACAGCCAGCACCCUCUCCCUCCAAACCAGCAGGGUUGCUCGGGAGCCAGGGGCUGCUGUGCUUCUGGGGAGCAGUCUACAGCGGGGCCCCUGACUGCCACCCAAGCUGACACACUAAGACAGGUCCAGGAAAUUCUGGGAGGGUUGGUGUCUGGGGCUAGGUGCAAACUGGACCCGUCCAGAGUGGCAGAAAAGCUCCUGGGUCCCAAUGGACCCCUGCAUGAUAUUCGUAACUUGCAGACCCAGCUCCAAAGCUUGGAGGGGGUCCUGGAGACCAGCCAGAACACCAUCAAGGUCCUGCUGGAUGUAAUUCAAGACCUUGAGAAGAAGGAAGCGGAGAGAGAUGGAAGACAUUCCUACAGGACCGGACAGGACAUUGAGAACUGUGGGACCUGCAGGGACUGUGCCUGCAUCAUCUACAGUGUGGAGCACGACUUUCGCCUGCAGGAAGGGCAGGUCGUACGCACAUGGAAGGUGGGCGACCCUCCGGAAGGCUCACCGGAGCCCUCCACCCCCCAGGCCUCCACACCCAGCCAACAAGACUCCCCGCAGCCGGUGCGACCCCCGGCCACCACCAAGAAGAACAGGAAGAAAUGCUUCUGGUUCCUCUGAGUGCUGGAGGACGAAGAUUUUUUUGAUACUGUAAUGCACUGCGUACUUUUCUUCAAAAAGAACUAAAACAUUUUUUUUACAAAGAAUUAACUAUGGUGAUACAGAAUGAACUGGAGACUUCAGAUGGAAACAUAACACUGUGGGUGGAGAAAGCAAAUGACAAAGGUUAUGUUUUGAGCUGUUGGAGUUGAUGGAAAUGGUUCAAUUGGAGCGCACAUGUUGUUACUGCUCUUAAAAUGCCUCUUCAGCACUCGCAGGUUUGAUAUGGUGCAGGGAAGUGAAAGUGCUGAAGUCAAAUAAGAGCGAAGGUUCAGUCCACAAUAUGGAGGAAGCAAUUAGGAGACAUAAAGAGAAUGUAUAGCAGGAGAAUCGGGGGGGAAGGGGCAAAGUGCAACAGGCAAUACAGCCGAGACGACAGAGCAUAUUUAUAAAAGACGAUAUUAUUAGAGUUUAUAGGCAAAGAGGGAAAAAGACAAAGAGGAAAAGAUGAAUCUUCAUUAAUGGACUUCAUCAAUCGGUCAGGACACCAGCUUUUAUAUCCACUGACAUUUAAAAAGAAUUACUAUGAACUGUAUUUAAAACUUUUAAUAUAUUGUAAUUGAAUACACAUGUCUUCAUGCACAUGCAUUAACACAUACAUAAAAUAGCUGAUGAACAUUUACAUUCAAAGCAAAUAUAAAAGGAGAUAAUGGGGGAAUUGAGUUCUGUACAUACCAGAGCUGUUCUGCUUGGAUGCUAUAUUUCAGAUAUGGAUAACUGCUCUAUAAAAGUAUU